CCGUAAGUAUACAGCAUGCAGUAAGACGGUAUAGUGCGUCCCGUCAGUUGUGUGAAUUCUGGUGAAUUCGAACAGUCGGCAAACGCAACAGACGAGAGAAACACACCCGUCAAAAUGGCUGAAUUAAUCGCAAUACCGUUGAAAAAACCGUCGGACGUUGACGUUGUCAAGCCCCUCACCAAUGUCAUUAAAUCAACGUACAAUUCAGACACCAAUCAGAAGGAUUACGGCGAGGCGAUCAACGAGUUCAGUAAAUUGAGGAACAAUGCGCUGUGGCGAGCUUUUGAAAAAUACGAGAGUUCUCUGGAGGUUAUUUACAACUAUUAUGAUCAACUCUGCUCCCUAGAGGGAAAAAUUCCAGUUCACGAACUACAGAUUCCGUUCAAAUGGAAAGACGCUUUCGAUCAUACGAUAUUCGGCGGGAAAUUGAGUCUUACUAUCAGUACACUUUCAUACGAGAAAAUGUGCGUGCUGUUCAACAUCGCAGCUCUACAGAGCUCUGUAGCUGCGGGGCAAUCGAUGGAGAGUGACGAGGGCUUGAAAUUGUCUGCGAAAUUAUUUCAACAAGCAGCAGGAAUCUUCAACUACCUAAAAGGCAACGUGAUGCUGUCGAUCCACCAAGAGCCGACGCCCGACAUGUCGCCGGACACCCUGAGCGCCCUCUCCUCCCUGAUGCUGGCGCAGGCCCAAGAGAUCUUCGUCCACAAAGCGAUCCACGACUCAAUGAAGGAAGGAGUGAUCGCCAAGCUGGCCUCCCAGGCCGAGGAGAUGUACUCUGAGACAGCAAAGCUCUUCCAAAAGGACAUGUUCCGCUCCUUCUGGGACAAGGACUGGGUGCCCCUGAUAACAGGCAAGCAGUCUGGCUACCGAGCGAUGGCGGAGCUGUACCAGGCCUCAGUCUGCAAGACGAAAAAAGCCAUCGGCGAGGAGAUAGCCAGACUGGAGUACGCGGUUGACCUGUUCAAAGCGGCUGCCCAGCGCUCGAACAAGCCGAACCUCUUCGAGGAGUACUCCGGACGCGCCCAGCGCCGUCUGACCGAAGUAAAAAAGGACAACGACUUCAUCUACCACGAGAGAAUUCCAAACGUGAAGAACCUGGAGCCCAUUGGCAAGGCGAACGUGGCAAAGCUCCUGCCCCUGAGCCACCCAAUGAGCUCGAGUUUCAAGGACAUCUUCGAGGAGCUGCUGCCAGUGGGCGUCCACCAGGCGAUCUCCUCGUACGAGAUCCGCCGUAACGAGUUGGUGAACUGUGAGAUCUCGAAAUUACGAGAGAUGACACAAGUCCUGAACACAGUAUUAGCCAGCCUGAACCUGCCAGCAGCAAUCGAGGACACGAGUGGCACGGAAAUACCCCAGUCCCUGCUGGAGAAGGCGAGUUACGUGAGAUCAGCUGGUGGCAUAACAGCCCUGGAGACAGCGAUGAACGAUCUCCCAGACCUCCUCCAACGAAACAAAGACAUUCUGGACGAGACCGAGAAGAUGUUGACGGAGGAACGAGACUCCGAUAAUCAGCUGAGGGAGCAGUUCAAGGAGCGUUGGACGAGAAUCCCCAGUGAGAAGUUGACCCAACAGUUCACUGUUAACGCCCAGAAGUAUCGAGCCAUCAUCGACAAUGCUGUGUCAGCUGACAGCACUGUCCGCCAGAAGUUCGAGGCACACAGGGAGGGAAUGGAGAUGCUGAGUAUGGAGGAGAGUCAGCUGGCCUCUGGCAUCCCCUCGGGCUCGGCUCUGCAAGCCAGCAGUGCUGUCAGCCAGCUGCAGAAGCUUAUGGAGGAGGUGGAGACGCUGAAGGCCGAGCGAGAUGUCAUCGAGAGUGAGUUGAAGUCAGCAACAGCUGACAUGAAGUCGGUCUUUCUGGCUGCCCUCGCCAAGGACGGAGCCAUCGACGAGCCCAAUCUCUCGGUCGAGAGCAUUGGGAAGACGUACGGCGCCUUCACCAAUCAGAUCCGCGAGAGCUCGAGCAGACAGGAGAGCCUCGUGUCCGCUAUUCAGUCUGCACACGCGGAAUUUACGAGGGAACAGAGCGGAUGUGGGGGGAACAGGGAGGCCAUGCUCAGGAAGCUCGCCUCGGCUUACGAUGCAUUCAAGGAGCUGAAGAAUAAUCUUCACGAGGGGGCCAAGUUCUAUAAUGAUCUUACGCAGCUGCUCGUCGUCUUCCAGAAUAAAAUAUCGGACUUCUGCUUUGCGAGGAAGACUGAGAAGGAGGAGCUCAUGAAGGAUUUGACUACUAAUUUGAGUCACAGUGGUCCUGCUAUGACGCCUAGCAUUCCAGCUCAUCAUUCCGCACCUGUCGAGCCUGGGUAUGGGGCUGGGGGAGCCUCGCAACUGCCUUAUCCCACGCAGUACCAGGGCGGCAUGCCUGUGCCUUAUGGCCCCUCACCCGCUGCACCUUAUCCCACUUAUGUGCCACCAUCGAUGCCUAAUACGUAUAAUCCGUAUGCCACUAUGCCGUGUCCUAAUCAAGCUCCAUACGGUGCCCCAAGCUACCCAUACCAGCCUCAGCAACCCCAGCCCGGAUACAAUCCUGGCUACGCAACAUUUCCACGAUACCCUGGGGAGCAGCCGCGUCCCGGACAGAAUCCCUGGUGAAUGCGGGACAUCGCAGAAAGUAAUUAUGUCGAUAAUGCUCUUGUUACAUAAAAUUGUAAUUCAGUGGAAGCUUGACGCUUGUUUAUAUUGUUGUCAAUAAACUAUUAAUUCAGUUCAUACUA
Diachasma alloeum is the source of this 2711-nucleotide messenger RNA. It is a transcript of the gene ALiX, whose product is annotated as programmed cell death 6-interacting protein. The record is from RefSeq and is a predicted model, not a curated record. Gene Ontology annotation, molecular function: protein binding. Gene Ontology annotation, biological process: mitotic cytokinesis. The transcript has 5 exons. NCBI's taxonomy places the organism in Eukaryota, Metazoa, Arthropoda, Insecta, Hymenoptera, Braconidae. Bases 115 to 2589 code for a protein of 824 amino acids. Gene Ontology annotation, cellular component: endosome.